GUCUACGGAAGUGAAAAUAACCGCAAAAUCAUGAGUUUACCAGCUUUUAUUAAUAUCCCCGAAGCCGAACAGGCCGGGGAGCUGAGGUCGUUCCUGAGGGAAAAGGGAGCAGAUAUCUCAGAGACGAUGAGUGAGGAGGGUCUAGAAUUAGACCUUGAAGCAGUCAUCGAUAAUGUGGGAGUCGUCUGGAAAUUACCAGAUGUGAACGAAAUUGAAGGUGUUUUCAACAGUAUCCUGUCUCUUCUCAUCUACUUUCCACAAGAAACGAUGGAAAAACUUGUCCCUAAAUUCAGCGAACACAUCACCAAGUCAGGCACAGCCGAGCAGUCAUACAUCAGAAUCAAAAUAUUGAAUAGUUUAUUUCAUGGCGUCGGAGAGACGAACCCUCUUGCAUACCACGUCUACACCGGCAUGUUAAGAGUUGCUGCUAAAUAUGAAAACAUCGAUCAAGUCGUCACAGAUUUAGACAAGGUGAAGAAAUGGACCAUUCAGUGGGAAUUGAAUCGAGACAGAAUCAACAAUGUCUACAGGCUGCUGUAUGAGGGGCUCAAAGAAAGCAAGCAUGGGGAUGAAGCCAGUGUGGUGAUGGUGGAGCUCUUGGGGACCUACACCGAGGACAACGCCUCCCAGGCUCGUGAUGAGGCCAACAGGUGUAUCGUCAGCACCAUCGCCGGCCCACAGGUCUACCUCUUCGAUCACCUCCUCACCCUCAGACCGGUCAAGUUCCUGGAAGGAGAGAGGAUUCAUGAUAACCAACCGCUGACGGAUUCGAGAUUCACUUCCAGGUCAACUAUCUGUCACACUUCCUGUUGAUCCUGCAUUUACUUCCGGUGUUGAAGGCGACAGGUAACGAUACACGGAUCGUUUUAAUAUCGUCGUUGAUGCAUCGGUUCUCAAAAUGGGACCCUCAUGAUAUACAGUGCUUCAACGAGAAAGAUAAGAUGACUGUUUAUGGAACGACAAAAUUAUACCAGAUUAUGCAGAUGUUUUCUUUAGC
This is a messenger RNA of Strongylocentrotus purpuratus (purple sea urchin), 997 nucleotides long. It is a transcript of the gene eif3m, whose product is annotated as eukaryotic translation initiation factor 3 subunit M. Lineage: Eukaryota; Metazoa; Echinodermata; Echinoidea; Camarodonta; Strongylocentrotidae. The record is from RefSeq and is a predicted model, not a curated record. Gene Ontology annotation, cellular component: eukaryotic translation initiation factor 3 complex. The coding region runs from base 31 to 813 and encodes 260 amino acids. Gene Ontology annotation, biological process: cytoplasmic translational initiation. The transcript has 8 exons.